CAUGCUCCGUCCCUCUUUGUGGCCCUUGUCUUCUUGGUGGCUUUAUGGUCUGCAGAGACCUGGUCUAGCCGUAAAUAUAGAGAUUCUCCACUGUUAGGCAAAAGCAAAUCUCAAUUUGCAGCUUUAUCCUGACUACCCAACGCACAUUUAGCUGGCUAUCGUUAUAAAUAGUCCGGGACAGACAUUGUUGAGCCGGGGCGUCGACUGGCCGAGAGGCAGAGCAUCCAUCCAUUCAUCCUUUUUUUUAUAGGCAGCUAGCGUUAGCCUCAACUAAAACCAGGGGGGCAGCGGUGUUGGGGGGAAUUUCAACAUGUCCGGCUACCAAGGAAAGAAGAACAUCCCCAAAAUUACAAGUGACCGUCUCCUCAUCAAGGGAGCAAAGAUAGUGAACGAUGAUCAGUCCUUCUUGGCUGAUAUCUACAUGGAAGAUGGAGUCAUUAAGCAACUUGGAGACAACCUCAUUGUCCCGGGCGGAGUCAAGAUCAUAGAAGCCCACGGCAGAAUGGUGAUGCCGGGGGGCAUUGAUGUGCACACGCGCUUCCAGAUGCCCGACCGAGGCAUGGUGGCGGCGGACGACUUCUACCAGGGCACCCGGGCGGCGCUGGCUGGCGGCACAACCAUGAUCAUCGACCAUGUGGUACCGGAGCCCGGUGUCAGCCUGGUCACUGCUUUCAAACAGUGGAGAGAGUGGGCUGACAGCAAGUCCUGCUGUGACUACUCUCUGCACGUGGACAUCGCUGAGUGGAAUAACAGCACCCAGGAGGAGAUGGAGACGCUAGUGAAGGAUCACGGUGUCAACUCUUUCCUGGUCUAUUUGGCUUAUAAGGAUGUUUUCCAGCUUUCUGACUCUCAGAUCUAUGAGGUGUUCAGUGUCGUCAGAGACCUGGGAGCCAUCGCUCAGGUUCACGCCGAGAACGGAGACAUUGUUGCAGAGGAGCAGAAACGCAUAUUAGAGCUGGGCAUCGCCGGUCCUGAAGGCCACGUACUUAGCCGUCCAGAGGAGGUGGAGGCCGAGGCCGUUAACCGCUCGGUCACCAUAGCCAAUCAGACCAACUGCCCCCUGUACAUCACCAAGGUGAUGAGCAAGAGCGCAGCCGAUGUUAUUGCUCUCGCUCGGAAAAAGGGUGCUGUGGUUUACGGAGAGCCCAUCUCUGCCAGCUUGGGCACAGAUGGCACCCAUUACUGGAGUAAGAACUGGGCCAAGGCAGCAGCCUUUGUCACCUCGCCGCCGCUCAGCCCCGAUCCCACCACCCCCGACUACCUCAACUCUCUGCUGUCAUGUGGGGACCUGCAGGUCACUGGUAGUGCUCACUGCACUUUCCAUACAUCCCAGCGUGCAGUAGGCAAAGAUAACUUCACCAUGAUUCCAGAAGGCACCAACGGCACCGAGGAGAGGAUGUCUCUUGUCUGGGACAAAUGUGUGGUGACUGGAAAGAUGGAUGAGAACCAGUUUGUGGCGGUAACCAGCACAAACGCAGCCAAGAUCUUCAACCUGUACCCCCGCAAAGGUCGCAUCGCCGUGGGUUCGGAUGCUGACCUCGUGCUGUGGGACCCAGAUCUGACAAAGAUCAUCUCGGCCAAGAGCCACAACCUGGCUGUAGAGUACAACAUCUUUGAAGGGACAGAGGUGCGUGGGGGUCCUCUGGUGGUCAUCAGCCAGGGUAAGAUUGUGUUGGAGGAGGGCACGCUCCACACCACAGAGGGCUGCGGGCGCUACAUCAGCCGCAAACCUUUCUCGGACCACGUGUACAAGAGGAUAAAGGCCCGCAGCAGGCUCACAGAGCUGCGAGGAGUCCCCAGGGGCCAGUACGACGGGCCAGUGUGUGAGGUGACCGUCACUCCGAAGGUGAUGUCCACGUUUUCUUCGAUGAAGACGUCCCCCGCCAAGCAGCAGCAGCAGCAACAGCAGCAACAGCAGUUCACUCAUCAGCCAGUGCGCAACCUCCACCAGUCUGGCUUCAGCCUGUCCGGCGCCCAGAUAGAUGACAACGUUCCACGUCGCACCACUCAACGCAUUGUGGCGCCCCCUGGUGGAAAAGCAAACAUCACCAGCCUCGGCUAGGCUCCUCAAUUAAGCCGCAGGAGGAUCACGGGACCAGAUGCCACGAGUAACCACAUCUCAUCAGAUCUCUCUUCACUUCUGGCUCCCCUGCACCCUUUCUAUCCAUUUUUACUCUAACAUUUCCACCAUGUCACCUCAUUCAAGAAAAAACAGGCACUGUUUCACGUAGUUUAACAUCUCCUGCCACAUUUCUGCAUCGAGGUAGGAGAGAGCGAAUUUAGGGAAAGCUUUUUUUAUCUUCAUUUGCUCAUUGAGGAAGUAAUUUGUUUACAUUGUUUUUCAAUCUUUGCUCCGUGUUAAAAGCUGUUCCAAGAAUAGAUCAGAACGCUGAUUAGGA
Poecilia latipinna (sailfin molly) is the source of this 2399-nucleotide messenger RNA. It is a transcript of the gene dpysl2a, whose product is annotated as dihydropyrimidinase like 2a. Lineage: Eukaryota; Metazoa; Chordata; Actinopteri; Cyprinodontiformes; Poeciliidae. Gene Ontology annotation, molecular function: hydrolase activity, acting on carbon-nitrogen (but not peptide) bonds, in cyclic amides. The record is from RefSeq and is a predicted model, not a curated record. The transcript has 14 exons. Bases 311 to 2062 code for a protein of 583 amino acids. Gene Ontology annotation, cellular component: cytoplasm; cytosol.